This is a messenger RNA of Nerophis lumbriciformis (worm pipefish), 4536 nucleotides long. NCBI's taxonomy places the organism in Eukaryota, Metazoa, Chordata, Actinopteri, Syngnathiformes, Syngnathidae. The record is from RefSeq and is a predicted model, not a curated record.
AUGACUUCCAAAGUAAUUCCCUGGUAUAAGCGGAAACGCAGCAGCGAAGUGAAAAGUGAUUUUGCGUAUCAGUACAGCACAAAGCGUAUCGUCUCUGAGCAGACGUCACAAAGGAAGUCAAGUUCCAAGUCAGCGAGUCAGGUGCAGGCCACUGCCACAGAGGCGAUGGCGGAACCAGCGUACACCAUCCCGGUGUUCCGGCAGAGGACCAGGGAAGAAACAGAAGGAGUUGAGGAGUACCAGCGAGUGAGCAAAAAGGUGGAAAAGGGCUUGGCUGCUAUCCAGGAGGAAAUCCAAAGAAUGAGGAUCUCCACCAAGGCUCAAGUUGAUAGUCUGGCCAUCGAGAAAGAGGUGAAGCAGAAGAUGUACAGGAAAGUGGAUGUUUUGGAGGCGAUUCCACGCAUGCCCGACUUUAUUGUGGCCCUGCGACCUCACACCGUGUGGGAGAAGAUGCCUGUCAAACUCUUCUGCACCGUGUUGGGGACCCCCAUGCCUGUUGUCAAAUGGUAUAAAGGAGGCGUGCCAGUAGACCCUCUGAGUGCUCCGGGAAAGUACAAGAUCGAAAGCAAAUAUGGAGUUCACAGUUUGAUCAUUAGCAGGUGUGCUGUGAGUGACACUGCGGAUUACAGCGCCGUGGCCACCAACACCCAUGGGACAGCCACUAGCGCAGCCACAGUAACUGUCAGGAGUGCAGUUCCCCGUCUGAGUGGAAGCCACUUCAGCAAACUGGAGGUGAGCCUGGUGGAUUGUUUUCCGGUCACCUUCGGCGUGGAGGGCGAGUCGGCCAGCCUGCUGUGUUCCCUGGUUGUGGUCCCUGAUCUUCCCAACCUGCCUCCAUUGGUUGAGUGGUACAGAGACGAUAAACUUUUGCAGCCUGGGCCCCUGGUAGACAUGUCAGUGGGUGGCAGCGUAGCCCGCCUGGUGUUGCCCCACUUGGCCAAGGACGAUGAGGGUCUCUACACAAUCCGCGUAUACACCAAGGAUGGCACCUCCGAGCACUGCGCCUACCUCUUUGUCUCUGAUGCUACCCCCCCAGUGGCCGGGGCUCCUGGAGCCCCUAUGAGCGUCAAGGCUUACGAUAUCAACUCCGACUACGUCCUGGUGGCCUGGAAACCUCCCAACACUGUCAACGAGGCGGCAAUCACAGGCUACUUUGUGGACAGAUGUGAAGAGAGGAGCGACUCUUGGGUCCAAUGUAACGACGCCCCAGUGAAGGUGUGCAAGUACCCAGUUCACGGCCUGAAGGAGGGCCACUCAUACCGCUUCCGUGUCCGAGCCGUGAACAGUUCGGGCAUCAGCAGGGCCUCCAGACCGUCUGACAGAGUCACGGCCCUGGAUGCAGUCGAAAGCGCCAAGCUGGAAGUAAUUAAGAGACAGAGAAAGUACCACGUGGUACUGAGGAAUCAUGAGCUGCAAGGCCAGGCGACCAUUCCUGGCCGGCCCAGCGAUGUGCAUGCGUCUGAGAUUUACAAAACACAUGUGGUACUCAGCUGGACACCACCUAGCCAACGUGGACCAGCACCACUGUGCUACGCCGUAGAGAAGUGUUUGGCUGCGGUUGCUGAUGGUGGCGAUGACUCGUGGCAUCGCGUCAAUGUGGGCGUGGAGCUUCGCUCGCCUCGUUUGGCUGUCUUUGAUUUGCCAGAUGAGUGCGAUUAUCUGUUCCGCGUGUUUGCGUUCAACGAGUAUGGCGCCAGCCUGCCCUCGGAGCCCUCGGAGCCAGUGAGGAAGGCGGAAUGGGACGGUUGUGAGCUGCCUGUUGGCGUGCCGUCUGCUCCUGGACAACCAGUCGCCACCCGGAACACCAGAUCGUCUGCCUUCGUGCAGUGGGAAGCACCCAAGCACGGACAGCAAGGCCUGAUGGGAUACUACAUCGAUGGCCGCAUCGUUGGCAGCAAGGACUGGUUUGCCUGCAACCACAAACCCUUCAAACUCAACAGGUUUGUGGUGCACGGCCUGACGCUUGGAGAAACAUACGUGUUUCGGGUGCAAGCUGUCAAUGUGUUCGGCCUGAGCGAAGAGUCCCAGGAAUCAGGACCCAUUUCAAUUGAGCCAGCCCUUGGUGGGGGGUUUGAGUAUGCCACCCCCAGUUCCCCCUAUGGUAUUAGCCUGCUGAAUUGCGAUGGUUCCUCCAUGACUGUGUCCUGGAGCAGUCCCAAGCACUGUGGUGGCUCCAGAAUCAGCGCCUACUACGUGGACAAACGUGAUGUCGACACCCUAGUCUGGAAGGAGGUCAACACAAGCGGUAUCGUGGACCGAGUGUGUACAGUGGACAAUCUGACAGAGGGAACCUUCUAUGAGUUCAAAGUUCAGGCUGCCAACAUGGCAGGCGUGGGCUUGCCCUCAGCUCCCAGCCUCCCGAUGAAAUGUGAAGCUUGGACCUUUGAGCAGCCAGGUCCAGCUUAUGACCUGACCUUUAGCGAGGUCCGCAGUCAUUCUCUGGUCCUGGUUUGGAAAGCUCCAGUUUACACAGGGGCAAGCGCUGUCUCCGGAUACUUUGUGGACAUGGCCAAGAAAGGAUCAUGCGAGUUUGUCGCUCUGAAUGAGGAGCCCAUCAGUCAGCGCUACAUGCAGGUGAGAGAUCUGGAGGAAGGUGAAUGGUAUGUGUUCCGGGUUCGCACCGUCAAUGCUCACGGCAUUGGUAGACCCUCCCUGGUGACUGAGGCCGUCUGUGCCAGACCUCCUCCAGGCACCAAAGAGAUCGUGGCAGGUGUUGACGAGGAGACAGGUGACAUAUUCCUGUCCCUGGAGGCCUGUGACAUCAGUCAAACUUCCGCCUUCAUCUGGUCAAAGAACUACAAGCCCAUCGGUGAAUGCCCUCGCGUUACUGUCACCACCAAAGGACGCACUUCCAGACUGAGUUUCAUCAACCCAGACAAAGAUGAUCUAGGACGUUACUCUGUGCUCGUCACGGACACUGACGGCGUGUCCGCCAGCCACACGCUCACUGAGGAUGCUCUCAACUCCAUGUUGGAGCUCAGCUAUGCCAUCAGGAACCCCAUUGUCCCACUCAAACACGGCCUCAACUACGAAGUCUUGGAGAAAGGCCAUGUGCGUUUCUGGGUGCAGGCCAUCAAACUUACACCUGCCGUGACGUACAGAUUUGUCGUCAACGACAAGGAGGUUACCAGUGGCGAGGGCCACAAGAUAAGUCACGACGUGUCCACGGGCGUCAUCCAGAUGAUCGUGGAUAACUUUACCCGGGAUAGCGAGGGCACAUACACAGUGCAAAUCCAUGACGGCAAGGCUAAAGCGCAGAGUUCCCUGGUCCUGGUCGGAGAUGUCUUCCUGGCUGUUCUGAAGGAAGCCGAGUUCCAAAGGAGAGAGUACGUCAGGAAGCAAGGUGCACAUUUCUCUGAGAGUGUGUCUUUCACCGUGACUGACGACUGCACAGUGAUGCUGACCUGCAAGGUGGCCAACGUGAAAAAGGAGACUACCUUCCACUGGUACAAAGAAGACGAGGAGAUUGUUCCAGAAACUCCCCCUAACGUUAUGUCUGGAGCCUGCGCACUUCCCAUCCCGUUGUUCUCCAGGAAGGAUCAGGGCGUGUACAAAGCUGUAAUUGGUGACGAGCGUGGGAAGGACACGUCCACCUAUGACAUUUCUGGAGAAGUGUUUGAUGACAUCAUCAAUGCCAUUGCCAGGAUCGCUGGUGAGUCGGCCUCCGAGUUGGUUGUCCAGUGUACUCCAGAGGGCAUCCGUCUGCAGUGCUACAUGAACUACUACACGGAGGAGAUGAAAACCGUGUGGAAGCACAAGGAGAGCAAGAUUGCCUCCUCAGAGAAGAUGAGAAUCGGUGGAACAACUGAAAUGGCCUGGAUGCAGAUCUGCGACCCGUCAGACAAGGAGAAGGGUCUGUACACGAUCGAGAUCUCUGAUGGGGUCAAGACACAUGCCAGGACAUUUGAUCUCUCGGGACAAGCUUACACAGAGGCCUACGAGGAGUACCUGAGAUUAAAGGCUGCUGCAUUUGCGGAGAAAAACCGCGGCAGAGUGCUGGGAGGCCUGCCUGAUGUGGUCACCAUCAUGGAGGAUAAGUCCCUCAGCCUGACGUGCACUGUGUGGGGUGAGCCCACUCCUGAGGUAACCUGGUUCAAGAAUGAGCAGGAAGUGGCCUCUAAUGAGCACACCAGGAUCACGUUUGACGGCGGAAAGUUCUCCAGCCUGGUUAUCAACCAAGUCACGCCUGAAGACUCCGGCAAGUACAGCAUCAACGUUCGAAACAAAUACGGUGGUGAGUUUGUGGAAAUCACUGUCAGCGUGUACCGACAUGGAGAGCAAAUUCCAGAGUCCAAGCUGGGCCAGCCCAAGAUGGCCACACCUGCUGUCAUACCACCCUCCAAAACGCCCACCCCCGCCUCUUCUAAGGCUCAGACCCCAUCCAUGUCUAUGAAGAGCCCCACCCCUGCCUCCACCCCCAAGUCCCCAACCCCAGCCCCAAAGUCUUCAACCCCGGCUACCAAGUCCCCAACCCCUACUUUCAAGUCACCCACUCCACCCAGAUUCAUGAAAUCUCCAACUCCACCAAGGAAGUAA